Molecule: messenger RNA, 684 nt
Organism: Aspergillus caelatus
Lineage: Eukaryota; Fungi; Ascomycota; Eurotiomycetes; Eurotiales; Aspergillaceae
Exons: 1
Coding region: 37-654 (205 amino acids)
Source: RefSeq, a predicted model, not a curated record
AAAAAAAAAAAAAAAAAAAAAAGAUACACCUCAAAAAUGCAACUGAAAACCGCCCUCCUCACCCUCGCCGCUACGGCCCUCGUCGCCGCCAAGGAUGAAACAACAACCACGGCCCCCUACUUCGGCGCCAGUGUGUCCUUCUGGCAGCCCACGUACUCCGGCAUAGCGGGCAGCGUAGCAGGAAUCAACGCCAAAGAAACAACCUACCACAUCAGCUGCACCAAAGACGCGCCCAAGUCACUCUGCCAGAUCGACAAGCCCUGGACCAUGAUCCAGGCACAAGAAUCGUGGAGCGUGACGGGCGUUUACACGGCCUGGAGUAGUGAGAAGGAUGCAGUGACGGCGACGCAGGACUAUUCCUGCACGUUCAAGCACUGGUCGGAGUCGGCGUCUUGUGCGUUGACGAUGAAGGCGACGGGGACGUUCAAAGGGGGGUCGUGGUCGAGCUCGACGUCGACGAAGGUCAGUGUCGCUAGUGAUAAGAUUACGACGUGGGGGUUGUUGGUUACUGGUGGUGUGGAUUCUUUCACUAUGCCGCAGGCGACGCAGACGCCUGGGGCUGCUGCUAUUGGGGCGCCGGUCAAUGCUAGGGCUGUUGCUACUGGUAUGCCUUUGGCUGGGGCGGCAGCUGUUGCUGUUGCUGCUAUGUUUUAGAAAGGGGUUGGGGGGGGGGGGGUGUAAGGC